This is a messenger RNA of Lachancea fermentati, 579 nucleotides long. The record is from the annotation of a GenBank genome assembly. Lineage: Eukaryota; Fungi; Ascomycota; Saccharomycetes; Saccharomycetales; Saccharomycetaceae.
AUGGAAGAAGUACCUCAAAGUGUUUCUAAGCAGCGUAAGAUCGCUGUGGUGGGUGCGCGCAACGUUGGAAAGUCCUCGUUAACUGUUCAGUUUGUGGAAUCGCAUUUUGUAGAGUCCUACUAUCCAACUAUCGAGAACCAAUUUACCAAGCAGAUAGUGCUUGGCAAAACUCCCUAUACAUUGGAAAUCUGUGAUACUGCGGGUCAGGAUGAGUUUUCGCUAAUAAACACAAAGUCUCUAAUAGGUCUCAAGGGAAUAGUAAUUGUCUACAGUUGUGUUAACCGGGCUAGUUUCGAAAUCGUCGAGCUUAUCCGCGACAAGAUUUUGGAUCAGCUGGGACUGGACAACAUCCCAGCGGUGGUUGUUGCCAACAAGAUAGAUCUGCGUUCCGCUAGGGAUGGUGGAAGCGUGAUAACGCCUAAUGAAGGUGCACAGCUGGCCGCCAAACUGGGUGCAGGGUUCAAAGAGUGCAGUGCCAAGCUUAACGUUGGCGUAGAAGAGGCGGUUACCUUGCUACUCACACGCAUGGAGGGACCUAUCAAAUCCAACUCUAACGACGAUAAAUGUUGCAUUAUGUAA